AUGUGGAAGACUACGACGGUGAUCUUGGUUCUCACCAUCGGGAUAGCUCAGUUCUUUCUCUCCAACACGGUCACAGAUGUGCCGGACUUGCCGGAAACGUUCUGGGGACCGGAAAAGAAUAGAGAAGCGUCGCAGGAAAUACGGCCGUUCGUCAUCAAUGUGCCGAAAUCGAUAAUCGACGACCUAAACGAACGGCUAGCGAAGAAGAGGGAGCUCGUGGAGCCGCUGGAGAACGUCGCGUGGACUUACGGCAUCAGCACGACGUACCUGAAGGAUGUCGUCGAAUAUUGGCGCAGCAAGUACAAUUGGACCGAGCGGCAAGCGCUGCUAAACAAGUAUCCUCAAUACGUGACCAAUAUACAAGGCUUGGACAUACACUUUUACCAUGUGACGCCGAAUCUACCGAAGGAUCGAAAGCUGAAGGUCCUGCCGCUGCUGCUUCUUCACGGCUGGCCGGGCUCCGUGGUGGAGUUCCAGAAAAUGAUUCCCAUGUUGACGACACCACGACCCGAUAAGGAUUUCGUGUUCGAGGUGAUCGCACCGUCGCUUCCGGGUUAUGCGUUUUCGCAGGCAGCUGUACGACCGGGUUUAGGCCCGGCGCAGAUGUCUUUGAUGUUCAAAAACCUCAUGUCGCGCCUCGGCUUCAGCAAGUUUUACGCCCAAGGAGGAGACUGGGGCUCAAUCAUCGUUACACAUUUGAGCGGCUUAUACCCGAACAACGUUCUCGGCAGCCACAUGAACAUGUGUAUAGGCUUGAACAACAUGGGCAACAUAAUAUGGAGGUUGGUCGGCGCUGUUUUCCCAUGGCUCGUGGUCGACAGCGAGCAUUCCUCCAAGAUGUACCCUCUGGGCCAUCACUUCAGCCGGAUAAUGGAGGAAUCGGGAUACAUGCAUAUACAAGCCAGCAAGCCGGACACCAUAGGAACCGCGGUGGCGGCCUCGCCGGUGGGCUUGGCGGGAUACAUAUUGGAGAAGUUCAGCACGUGGACGAACCCGGACUACCGAUUCCGUCCCGACGGCGGCCUGCUGGAGAAGUACACUCUGGACGAGCUUCUGGACAACGUCAUGCUCUACUGGGUGACCAACUCUCUGACCACGAGCGUUCGACUUUACUCCGAGCAGUUCAACAAAGCUCACUUCAGCAGCAAGAUCGACGAAAUACCGGUCGACGUGCCAGUGGCCUGCGCGGCAUUCCCGCAUGAACUCGCCUACCAAUCGGAGAGCUUCCUUCGUGACAAGUACACUAAUAUGAUACAAUUUAACCACUUGCCGCGCGGCGGUCACUUCGCGGCGUUCGAGGAGCCGGCUCUCGUGGCGAACGACGUGUUCGAAUUUGUGUCCAAGACUGAAGACAUGCGGAAGAAGGCGGGCAAGGAUAAGGCGAACACGGAGAAGAAAAUAAAAGAGCCCACGAGGAUCUGAGGAAACCUCGCCUCGUCCGCGUGAUCUUCGAUCGACGAGAGGUCAAGUCUGCCGGCAGUUGAACGUUUCGUCGUGGAACAACGAUUUCGCCGAGCCGGCGGUGUUGCGUCUUCCAGUUUCACAACCACAUGCGAAUGGAACACAUUGAAUAAAGUUGUUUAAACCAGCGGCACACGAUGCUUGUUUUCGUGCUGGAUUGCCUGCUGGAUGAAAAUACCGCGUUCUGAUUGGUGCAUUUCCAUCCAUCUUCGAAUAUUUUCAUCCAGCAAGCAAUCCAGCACGAAAACAAGCACCGUGUGCCGCUGGCUUUACAGUUUACACAGGGAGUUUCCAGCAGAA
Harpegnathos saltator (Jerdon's jumping ant) is the source of this 1761-nucleotide messenger RNA. Its product is annotated as juvenile hormone epoxide hydrolase 1. The transcript has 8 exons. NCBI's taxonomy places the organism in Eukaryota, Metazoa, Arthropoda, Insecta, Hymenoptera, Formicidae. Gene Ontology annotation, biological process: epoxide metabolic process. The record is from RefSeq and is a predicted model, not a curated record. The coding region runs from base 1 to 1422 and encodes 473 amino acids. Gene Ontology annotation, molecular function: epoxide hydrolase activity.